AUGCGUGAACCAGACAUUCAACGUCAACAUCAUUUUGAUAAAUCUCAUUUAUUAAUUUCAAAAUCAUCAUUAUCAUCCAUUCAACAAAACAAGUUAUUAAUAUGUGAACCAUCAUCAUCGACUAUAAAACAGUCAUCAUUUAAUUCUGAUCAACGAAGUAUUUCACUACGAUGUACAGAAGUUAAAACUACACCUCAUCACAAAUAUUCAACAGAUGAAAAAAAUCAUGUUAUAUCUAAAGAAUUUGAACAGUAUAUACCGACAAUUAGAAAUAAAUAUAAUUCUUAUUGUAUUGGAGGGAAAGAAAUCGUUUGGGCAAAUGGAACACAACAACAAUCGUCAACCCCACUCUCUCGUCUAAUUCAACCUUUACUAAAACCAUCUAUAAUUCAAAAUUAUCAUCAUGGUAUGAAGAGUGAACCAUUGAAACGACGAGAACAACAAGAUAAAAUGAAUUUAACAUGCAUCGAACAAACAACUUCUCCACAAAACACCGACUCGUUAGUAAAUGAUCAUAUUCAUUACACAUCGUAUGUAAUCAACGAUACUUUACUCAAAAAAACGACUUUACCCAAAUCUCGUACAUCUGAAUUUAACAAUAAUUCAUCUUCUAAUUCGAAUACAAACACAAAAGAGCGUCCAAAAACUGUAUUUACAUCCGAUUCAAAUCCUAUACCAACAAAUAGUUCAUCACGUACUCGCUCAUUAGAACGUGGAACAAAGAACAUUGGCAUCGUUAAACCUACAGUAAUUCAAGUAUCAUCAACACUCUCACCAAACGAUUCGACCCUAGUUACAUCACCCACAUCAUCGUCAGCGACAGCCUAUGAUUCAAAUUGGUCAUGUGAUGAAUUAGAAAAAUUACAACGAAGAUUUUCAGAAUUACUUGAUACGGCUAAAACAUGUACAAAUUCUAAUGUAAAGUCAACGAUAUUUAAUGAUAUAACAAAUUGUAAUGAAAAAUCUGCACCAAAAGCUCAACAAGAAGAAAUCGAUGCCACUUCGACAUCAUUAUCAUCCAGUCAUAUUGAAAAAAUACAGUCAUUGUACACAUCCAUGGGUUCUCAAGUGGUGAACACUGGAAAUAUGUGUAUACUGGAUAUUGCGUUUGGCUACUCGAUUCGGGUAAUUAUAUGA
This is a messenger RNA of Didymodactylos carnosus, 1137 nucleotides long. The record is from the annotation of a GenBank genome assembly. Lineage: Eukaryota; Metazoa; Rotifera; Eurotatoria; Philodinida; Philodinidae.